Molecule: messenger RNA, 1206 nt
Organism: Musca vetustissima
Lineage: Eukaryota; Metazoa; Arthropoda; Insecta; Diptera; Muscidae
Product: odorant receptor 1a-like
Exons: 5
Coding region: 1-1185 (394 amino acids)
Biological process (GO): detection of chemical stimulus involved in sensory perception of smell; sensory perception of smell
Cellular component (GO): plasma membrane
Molecular function (GO): olfactory receptor activity; odorant binding
Source: RefSeq, a predicted model, not a curated record
AUGCAGAAUAACGAGGCUCGCCAAGAUUUAGAAUUUUUAGAUGUGCAAUAUAGGGCUCUAAUUCGUGUCGGUUUAGAUAUCGGAGCCAUUAAGGGCAAAGAUUUCCUCAACAAUCGUGGAAAAUUCCUCAUCUAUGGCAGCAUCACCACCUAUCUGCAAUAUGGUCUAAUUUUAUAUGCGGUCCAUAUUUUCGGUGUCGAAAUCGAUAAGGCCAGUGCUGCCCUUUCGAUGUUCAAUCAAGGUUCCUUGCUAAUGUUGAAGGUAUCAAUAUUGAUAUUCAAAUCGAAUCGUUUAUUGAAAUUAAUUUGGGAUAUGAAUUUGUUGGCCACCAGGGCCAAUGAAGAGGAGCGAGAAACCUGGCUUUCGCAAAAUCGUUUUUCCAAAGUCAUCGGAAAUAUCUACUCGACGGCAUGUGUGGCCUCGGUGAUACUCUCCAUUUCGAUACCGAUAAUUUUUAUGAGCUAUGAAAAUCUGAAGGGGAUGGAGGUCACAUUGAAAUUGCCAUUUGAUGGGGAAUUCCCCUAUGAACAUUUGGGCAUACCGAUAUUCAUCCUCAACUACAUACUCUCCGUGAUCUAUGUCUAUACCCUGCUGUGUUGGACCAUUGGCAUAGAUACCCUCUUCGGCUGGCUUAUACAUGCUGUAUCGGGACAUUUUCGAAUACUACGCAUCAAGGUAGAAAGGGCAGCCCGGAAAAUCGAUGAGGAUAGCAAUCAUGAAGAUUUCGUCGCUGAUGUCGGAGCCAUUGUUCGUUAUCACAAUAAAACCCUGGCCUUCGUUGAUGCCCUGAAUGAUAUUUUUGGUCAAAUAUUUUGGGCCGAGGUGGCCUUCAGUUGCCUGCAAAUGUGUUUCUUGAUAUUCACCCUCAACAAUGGUUCCGACAAACGGAUGAUACCCUUUAAUGCCAUGGUUUUCACCGCCAUCAGUAUUCAAAUGAUGAUCUACUGUUUUGGUGGAGAGAAAAUUAAAACGGAGAAUGAAAUGCUUUGUUCGGAUAUUUAUUCGAAAUUCCCAUGGGAGAAAAUGCGACCAUCCGAAAAGAAAAUGAUGAUAUUCCCCUUGCAGAGAUCUCAGCAGGAUGCUGCCUUGAGGGGGCUAUUUUUUGAAUUGGAUCGUAAUCUAUUGGUUUAUAUAUAUCGCACCGCCUUUUCGUACAAUACACUGUUGGGCGCCAUGAAGGAAUAAAUCGGAAUGGAAGAGAAAUUG